AUGGGAAAGUUUGUUACUAGUGACCGGACACCACUUUUAUUUGCAGGACAAACCGAUGGGAGAAUUGUUGAGCCGCGAGGCGAGACCUAUUUUGGCUGGGAUCCGUGCUUCGAGCCAGAAGGCUUCACGCAUACAUACGCCGAAAUGGGCCCGGCCAUCAAGAAUACAAUAAGUCAUCGGAGUAAAGCGCUGAAGGCCCUCAGAGAAUUCUUUUACAGUGAAAAUUGA
Molecule: messenger RNA, 228 nt
Organism: Gongylonema pulchrum
Lineage: Eukaryota; Metazoa; Nematoda; Chromadorea; Rhabditida; Gongylonematidae
Source: the annotation of a GenBank genome assembly